This is a messenger RNA of Closterium sp. Naga37s-1, 594 nucleotides long. Lineage: Eukaryota; Viridiplantae; Streptophyta; Zygnematophyceae; Desmidiales; Closteriaceae. The record is from the annotation of a GenBank genome assembly.
AUGGGAAUCAAGGACAACCGCAUGAUGAUGCGCGGUCCGCAGCGGGCCCCGCGAACAGUCAUCGACCGCGCAUUGGUCAUUCUCGUCGCGCUGAUGUGGAUCGCGGUGGCGCUGACGUGGCAAGCGGCCCGCUGGAACAUCCAGAAAGCGCAAAAGGAGGCUUCCAACCCGGACCAGCGCGCGCAAGCGCAGAAGGGCGACUGGUGGGAAGAAUCCAUGGCUGGAAAGCAGAAGGCGAAAGAAGUGGCAGCGGCGAAAGCAGCAGCGGCUAAGGAAGCCGGGUAUGACAGCCAGAUUACGAUCGGCAGGAGUGGAAGGGAGUACGGCGGGGUUAACAGCGGUGAGGGGGGUUCGCGGUAUGCUGCGCGCGCAACCGUGGGUGGGGAUUUGGGGGACCGGCUGUCGCUCGGGGGGGAUGAGUUGGAAGAUUAUGCUCGGUUUGACACGAGCGGUAUCAAGGGGUUGGAGGAGGUGAGGGAGGAGGUUAAGGGGCGGCAUCUGGUGUUUGCAUUUGAGGAGGAAGUGAGCAGUGAUGACGUGGCGCCUGCUAGUGUUAUCAGCAGGUAUGGUGGCAUUCUAGGGCUUGAAUGUUGA